Messenger RNA from Penaeus vannamei (Pacific white shrimp), 659 nucleotides. Lineage: Eukaryota; Metazoa; Arthropoda; Malacostraca; Decapoda; Penaeidae. The record is from RefSeq and is a predicted model, not a curated record.
AGACGCGCGUGGUAAGACAACCACCCUGGUACUACGGGCAAGAACAAAGGACCUUCACCCACCCUCUAUAUAACGACACCUGGAUUCGCCUCCCGAAGAGCUUCCACGAGGACCACCUGGACGCGAGGAAUCAGGUGAAGGUGGUCUUCGUCGCCUACAAUGAGCUGCAUUGUACCAUCAACAGCGUGCCGUGUGACCCGCGCACUGCAAAACACAAGCGUGACCUUCCAGCUCGAGAUCAGGUCAACAGUGCCGUCAUUGGUGCCAAAGUGGGCGGGGUUUCGACCUGGCAUGCCGCAUUCGACGAAUACGUUGAAGUCCGCCUCCAACACAUCUACACCGGGGACAUCUUCCUCCUGGGACCUCCUACCUGCGUGUGGUGGGACAUCCGGUCACACAGGUGGGCGAAGGACGGCUGCCGGCUGGUGGAGACUAACGAAUUCGUGUCUGUCUGUCGCUGCGAUCACCUGACCAACCUCGCUGUGGUUGUGGACAUCACGGGCUCGUGGAUGAUACUGAUGUGAUGUACUACGUGCUCCAGUGCAUCAUCAUCAUCGGCUGCGUGGUGACGGUGGUGAGCCUCGCCCUCUGCAUCCUCUGCUUCCUCAUCUUCAAGGACCUGAGGGAGAAGACGAGCUCCUUAGUCCACGCCAACCUCU